Messenger RNA from Podarcis lilfordi (Lilford's wall lizard), 6936 nucleotides. Lineage: Eukaryota; Metazoa; Chordata; Lepidosauria; Squamata; Lacertidae. The record is from the annotation of a GenBank genome assembly.
AUGCUGGAGAUGCGAGUGAGUACCUGUUCCAGGCAAAGGCAUGCCUCUUUAACAAUUCCAUUCCCUAGCAAGGAGCCAGUGCCUAGGAGAGGUACUCAGUCUGAGGGACAACAUUAGGGUUUAGUUAGCACCCAGCACUUGUUGGGAAAGGUCAUUCCUUCCCUGGGACCUGUCCAGGGUUCUGAAGGAUUAAUGUUCUUAUUACCCUUGCUUUCUAAUUUUCAGACUUUUGAACAGCUAUCCCUGGCUGUCAGUCCCUGCCCUGACUUCCUGUUCUGGACUACUGCCUGGCCCGCUUCAUUCAGACUACUGUGGGCUCAUCCUUGCCAGGACUUGACAGUAUGUGAAGCACUCUGUAUACUCUAAAUCAUUACCUAAGUACUGCUUCUUGUUGUGGUUACUAUUGCUAUUAUUAUUACUGCUUCCCAAACAUUCCCUGAGAUUUGGGAAUUCCUGGUAUAGUUCAUGUCAGAUCCUGGUGGCUGGUGCUCCAAGUUCAAAUGUUAUUGUAGGAAACUUUUCUGCAGCGUUUCACUUGAUGAUUAAACCAACCGAGAUGAUCCAAUUGUAUCAAAGGCGAUUGCCCACUUCUAGAGAAAAUCAGCAGAUGGGAAGGCUUCCAGCUUAUUGAUUUAAAUGGAUAUGGAGUCUCUCCCAGAAAGCAGGGCUCCACCCUGCCAAAUGCAGGGUCUUCAGUCAUGUGAAGAGAGCCUAAGCAUUUACAUGAUAUAUUCCAUAGACUCUGUUCUAAUUCUGGAUCAACACAAGCAGGUCAGGUGUGUAGAGAGUGGGCAGGAUCCCACCCACUCCUACCUACAUAAAGCAUACGUGCCUUUUGAAAGUAUCUAAAGGACUUUCUGAUGAAAUGGACACUAACGCACAAAGAAUUAAUAUGCUGUAAUAAACUGCUUAGUCUUUAAGGUGCCACAAGACUAUUUGCUGUUUUCACAGAAGGGUGUGAUUGUGAUAGGAUUUCUGGGGAAACAGUUCACCACCUUUUCUUGUAUUGAAAGAAUAAGGUAGAGUUUUAUCUAUUGAUAUCAUUUAGCCAGUGUGGUGCUUUACAGACGCUGGAUUAAAUCUCCCAAACUAAUGGAAGAAUCUGUAUCUAAAGUACCGCCAUCUUCAUAGGCUAAUAUUAUUCACUAUGAUGGUAUUCUGUGCAUUAGUACAUAAUGGCAUGUUGACAAGUCCUGUGCUAAUUUUGCUUUAAAAAUACAUGUCCCAUGUUUCCUGAUAUUAAAAUGGCAGCUUUCUUCUUUACAUCAGAGACAAGAAGAUUUAGAGAAAGUAAUCUCAAAAUAAUACACUUUGUUAAUUUCACUAUGCCCCAUUAUGCAUGUGAAGUGAUCAGAUGUCACAGAGUGUGAGUUGUAUUCAGUAGCACAAUGUGAUGAUGGAUGUGAAAAUCGCAGCAUGUCACCAAUGUGAUAAUCACAUUCAAAAACCAUAAGACCUAGUUUUCCUUUAGUGAUCCUAACAUUCUUUUCCAGGCAAAAUUUCAACUGACAUAACCAGGAGAUGGAAAGCAUGUCCCAUAUAUUGUCUAAGGAUAGUCAAGCUAUCAGGGAUGCGGGUGGCUCUGUGGGUUAAACCACAGAGCCUAGGACUUGCCGAUCAGAAGGUCAGCGGUUUGAAUCCCCGCAACGGGGUGAGCUCCUGUUGCUCGGUCCCUGUUCCUGCCAACCUAGCCGUUCGAAAGCACGUCAAAGUGCAAGUAGAUAAAUAGGUACCGCUCCGGCGGGAAGGUAAACGGCGUUUCCGUGCGCUGCUCUGGUUCGCCAGAAGUGGCUUAGUCAUGCUGGCCACAUGACCCAGAAGCUGUACGCCGGCUCCCUUGGCCAAUAAAGCGAGAUGAGCGCUGCAACCCCAGAGUCAUUCAUGACUCGACCUAAUGGUCAGGGGUCCCUUUACCUUUAGUCAAGCUAUAGCAAUUUAAGAAAUAUAAAGUGGCAUAGUAUUCAUGGUAACUAUCAGUGUUCAUGUUGCAUUUAGCAGUCAAAUAUAUCUAACAUCAGCCAAAUCUCUAGAUUCAGGUAGGUAGUCGUGUUGGUCUGACGCAGUAUCUGAAGAAGUGGUAUGUGAAGAAGUGUGCAUGCACACAAAAGCUUAUACCAAGAACAAACUUAGUUGGUCUCUAAGCUGCUACUGGACAUUUUUUUAAUUGUUUAAAUAUAUUUCAUCAGCCAAACUGUAAUACUUGAGCCAAUGUGGUUCCCUCCAGAUGUUGCUGGACUACAGCUUCCAUUGUUCCUGACUACUGCCUAUUGUUUGGGAAUUAUGAGAAUUGUAGUCCAACAACAUGUGGAGGAUGCCAUAUUGGAGACCUCUGCUCAUUAGCAAAAGUCAGUGUAUAUCAGACUUGGACUGGGAAAUGGGUUUAAAAACUUUCAGUCUAAGAAUCAUUGUGAGAGAGAAAUGGGAUACAUCCAUGUUUGCUACCUGGGGCUCCAAAGAAGAAAGGAUGGGGUUGCAACAAACAAACUGGGGUUGCUACAGGAAGGGUUAGUUAUAUUAAUAGGCAUGGCUUGGAACCAUAGAAUCAGAGUUGGGGAGAGUCCUAUAAACUGUGUGGUCCACUCCCCUGUUUCAUGCAGUAAGAAGGCAAAGCAAUUAGAGAGAGAUUAGGCAAAAGUAAGCUAGAAUAGAUAAAAGUUUAAAAAAUAUUUAAAAAUUGAAUACAAAAACAGAGAAACUAAAGAAGGUAAAGAAAUUCAUUAUUUAGAAGAAAUGUGUUUAGAUUUUUUAAAAAGAAGCUACAAAUUAAAAUUAAACUAUUUAAGUUGCUCAGAGUAUCAGAUUCUAAAGCAGUUCCCUAAUGGGACUGAGCACAGCUCUUUUUUUUUAUGUGAAGAAAGCAACGAUUUGCCAUUAAAGUUUAAAAGUAAUCUUAAAAAAAAACCCAACCCACCCUCCAUGUUUUUGUGGGUUUGGCACAUGACUGUGCUCACUUACCAACAGUGUAUGCCCCUUCAGGGCUCAGUAGACAUUUGCUUUUGUGGGUGUCAAAAUCAAAACCUUUCCAAAACCAUUUAAUGGUUUAUGGGGAUCCAAACGCAAACAGAAGCAACAAUAUAUCUGUGUUACUUGCUGUCCUGGCAGUACUUACCGGUAUAAGCUGCAUUUAGUCUGGGGCAAUCUUGAGCAGCUUGGUUGUUGCGGACUUUCCCAUUCUUACAUUUUGAUAACAAUAUUUGAAGACAUUACCAGUUAGUGAACUGGAAAGUCUCCCCUUCUUCAAAUAUCCACCUGAUCCUUGUCGCUGGGCAUUAUUAUAUGAGGGUGAACCAAUCUAUUGUGAUCUGAGAAGUGAAUCAAGUACCUUUUCAAUAGGAUUUCCUACUGAAUUUUCAAUAGCUCUUUUCUUUACUAUAUUUCUUAUCAAUUCUCUAGAUUAGGUUGGGAAAAUAACCUCUCCUGUCUACACCUUGAAAUCUACCUGGAAAAUAAUCUCUCAGCCAUUGAGAAUUGUCAUUCUGAGUUACGAUGAUACAGAAUAGAUGGAGUCAUAAAAAUAUAAGGAUUGCUGUGCUGGAUCAGACCAAAGGCCAAUCUAGUCUGUGAGUGGAAUUAGGUCAUGUGAGUGGAAGAUUAAGAGUGACGGAUGGAUGAGAGGUUAGGCCUUUCCCCAGGACUCUUAAGCCUGUGCUCCAUUCCUUUGUGCAGGCGGUCAAUCAUAUUGUGAGUACUUUGGGAACAAAAUUUCACUAUUCCCCACACCUCCCUAAUCAUAAAAGUAUUAGCAGUCUUGAGAAAACCCCAAAGAUUGUAGGUGAACCAAAAUAAUAUUAAGAAAAAUGAGGUCAGAUGUAGAAUGCUGACUGGCUAGGGAGGAGUAGCAAACAGGAAGGAAGGGAAUGGAAAGGAGAGGUUGGAAUCCUGAACGACAGCAUUUUGUUGCAGGUCCUCACUUGUCACCUUAGGAUCGUAACCCAGCCUAUAUAUGUGUCAUUAUUAAAAACAGAUAAUCUUCCUGAAUGAGAAUGUGUACCUUCCAUCUGCAGUAUGCCAGGUGUUGGAGAAAGUAUCAGCCACUUUACAUUCCAUACAAGCUGAUCAACAUCUGCAUCUACAGGUCAGCUUAGCUGGGCACAGUUGCAAGCCUAUAAUAUGCAUGGAUAGUGGGUCUCUGGAACAUGUUUGGUAGCUUGGAUGUGAAAGGGAGCUGAACCUCAUGACAUAGCCCCUUCCACACGAAGAAACUGCUAGAUUGGGACCCAUGACAUUAAUAUUGUAAUUCAUGCUUCUUCAGGUGAGCCUGUAGGAGCUGAUUUUAAGAGACAUUGCAUGUCCCAUCAAACUCAGUGUUAAGUUGUGUGACCCAAACACUCCACAGUUCCUGUAAUCAAAAGUGCACUCGAAUGGUUUGUAAGAGAAAUAAGUAGAAAAGUCAGAAUGCCUAAUUCCUUCACAACGCUUAAUGUGCAGCUUUGCAGAGUGUCAGUAUUUUCCAACACCAACAAAAUUAUGCAUUUUUUUCCUCACAUCACGGAUAGAAAACCUGCCCAAUGUUGCCAUUACUUGAGUGAAGGAAAGUUAUUUGGAAAUUAAAUCUUUGAGUAAAUGUACUGUGGUGUUCAUGGGCAAUAGUUCUUAUAACUUUAGAACACAGGUAUUUCUUUCAGCAGCUAUGGCUUUCAGUAGUUCAUCAGUUUGGCUUUGCAUGAAUGUAAUUUACCUUUCAAGUACCAAAGGCCUACAGUACAGGGUUUGUCUUUAAAUAAACGGGUACUGUAAUAGUGCUCACAUUAUGAUCUUUUAAGGGGAAAAAACACCAUGCCAAAUGUAUUCCAACAUUUUCUGAGCAGUUAAUUGAGAUGCAAACAUAGUUUGGGUACAUUAAAAAAAAUGGCAUUAACACUGCUGUUUUGUGAGCUAGAAAUUGUGUCUUGUGGAAUAGAUUAGGCAACUGCCAUUAUUUUUAAACAAAAUUAUUGGUAAAUGACUGUGAGAGCUGAAAACUUCAGCUUUUCAGGAACAACAGAGCCUACUAGACUGAAAUGAGACACAUAGGAAUGAAGGACCCUCCUGAAUAGGGUGGGCUGUGGUUUAGGAGAAUUAGGGGAAAGUGGGAUCACACAAAAUUGGGCCAGGACACCUUCUGUGAGUGGAAUUCCUGAAGGUAAGUUAAUCCAAACCUAUUGCUGCAAGCAAAUCACAUUCUACAAGAGUGGAUCUAAAAACAAAUGAUCAGAUGAUUGAGUAAUUUUUCCUCAACAUCAUAAAAUCAUAUAAUCAUCACAGAAUUGUAGUGUUGGAAGGGGCUGCAAGGGUCAUCUACCUCAAAUAUUAGUACUUGGUAAUAACUUCCUAACUAUUCAGUUGAUGUUCGCUUAACUGCAUAUAGGAAGAAUCAGUGGCUGAAUUGCCUGCAUAUUGUCUGAUUCAUUAUCAUGAAAUUCAUCCAGUGGGUAUAGAAAUUAAUGCAUUUAUUGGUAAAAUUUACCCAUAGGUUGUCAACUCACACACUAGGCAGAUGCAGUAACAACUCCUAUAUUUGAAAAAAGGCAAUAUCUUAGAGCCAAGUCAUGUGACCUAUCUGGACCUCAUUUGUCAUUUCAUUUUCUUGCCUACAUUGCAGCUCUAUCCUUCCUUCACUGAGUUGGUUGACCAGUAACCUCCCUUGCUUUUUCCAGUCAUCACUACUUUCCUGUGCAUCUGGUGAAAUAAUAAUAAUAAUAAUAAUAAUAAUAAUAAUAAUAACAACGUAUUUUAAGAGGCAACAAGUAGGGAUGUAGUAGCACUUUGAUUAAGUUCACAUUUAAAGGUGAGCCUACCUAAUUCAAACUUCCCAAAACAAUGUGCAAAUUGAAACACAACCAUUCUUCAAAAUCUGAAUUUUGUAAUGCAUUUCAUCAGCUAAGUAAUAUGUAGAAAAAUGUGUACAUUAGGGUAAAGUGCAUGCAUCGGUCAUAAUAACAUACAAAAUGCAUUAGGUAACAUUGCCUUACAAACAUGUAUAUUAGGCAAAAUCGCAUACAUAUACAGUGGUACCUCGAGUUACAGAUGCUUCAGGUUACAGACUCCGCUAACCCAGAAAUAGUACCUCGGGUUAAGAACUUUGCUUCAGGAUGAGAACAGAAAUUGCACAGCAGUGGUGCAGCAGCAGCAGGAGGCCCCAUCAGCUAAAGUGGUGCUUCAGGUUAAGAACAGUUUCAGGUUAAGUACAGACCUCCGGAAUGAAUUAAGUUCUUAACCAGAGGUACCACUGUAUGUGUAUAAUUAGAGAAAUGUCUGCUAAAAUUAUUAUUAGUUUUUAUGAUACCUUUUUUCAAAUUAACAGUAAUAAUCACAAACUGAUGUGGAAAUGUGAAUUGAACUUAAAACUGGAAAAAUGCAACACCGAGCAAAACCGAAAUUGGCAUAUUCGCAGGACUAUUUAUUGCUGUACUUGCUGCAAGACGCUAAUACAGUUACCUAUUUGGAAUUACCGUAUUUACUCGAGUCUAAUGUGCCAGCAAAUCUAAUGCGGAUCUUAAUUUUGACAAUGUAAUUUGGCCAAAAAAGGUGAGCAUUAGAUUUGAACAAAUACAGUAGUUCUCAUUGGCAUCAGACUACAUUGGACUUGUUCCAAUAGAUACUGGUUUUGUUGUGGCUAAGGAGGGGUGAAUAUGCCAUUAAUUUUACUAAGAUACUUGAAGAUUUUUUUGCAGGUGAAGGGAGAGAAUUCAGUUGAUGCCCCUGCACUCACAGAAGUGUUUUUGAUCCAGCUGAUGCCACAGGAGAGGUAAUUUUUGCCAGUCAUCAGUAUGGAUAUUGAAACACUUUGCCAUUGACAACAAAAGAAGCUGGGCCCCACUCUUAGUCACGAAAGUGACAAUAAUGAUACAGUUAUACAACCUAGCUUCAAUUAUAAAUGCAAUUUAAUUCCACGAUGCAUUUUUGGAUGUUUUUCACUUCUCCACUGUCCCAAAUGUUUCUGUUUACAGGAAUUGA